Molecule: messenger RNA, 444 nt
Organism: Alnus glutinosa
Lineage: Eukaryota; Viridiplantae; Streptophyta; Magnoliopsida; Fagales; Betulaceae
Exons: 1
Coding region: 1-444 (147 amino acids)
Source: RefSeq, a predicted model, not a curated record
AUGGUAUGGGCAUGCCUCGCUUCCUGUUUUCGUGCAUGGGAGUACUGCUUCAUUUUCUUGAGGGUUAAGCUUCGUAAGCUCAAAAGGGUACACAGAGAACACAGACGAGACAUUGAAGACGAGUUCGAUACAAGUGAUGAAGAAGAUGAAGAAGAUGAUGAUGAUGAUGAUGAAAGCUUUUCAUAUGAUCAUGUUCCUAUGGAUGUGAGCAGGUCAAUAUCUCACCGAUGGAGGGAUUACAGAGGUGCUCACUUGAGGAAGUCCUUGCGGCCGAGGAAUCAUCGCAUACAAGUAGGUAUUAGUAGGGAUUCUUCAAUUCAUGGUGGUAGAUCAGGAAAUCAUAUUAAGACCGUUGAUCAUGAUGACAUUAGGGUAAUCAGGACAUCAAAGUUUGCGCACAAAGGAAGAAAUUAUAAGGGUGGGGUUUAUCACAGGCGUAGGUAG